Symbiodinium sp. CCMP2456 is the source of this 237-nucleotide messenger RNA. The record is from the annotation of a GenBank genome assembly. NCBI's taxonomy places the organism in Eukaryota, Dinophyceae, Suessiales, Symbiodiniaceae.
AUGGACCGCGCCACGAUUGAAAACUCGUUCGUGGAGAGCCUCGACAUUCGGCCGCCGAACUGGUGGGUGGAACCACCUCUCCGGAAUCUCAUGCGCCAGUUUGCUCGUGCGUACCGGCUCAGCCGCGCGCUGCAGCAGUAUGCAGAGGAGGAGCUGUGGCGGCGUGCAGUCCAUCAACAAGCAGUCCAGGGCCGAAGCGAUGCCGCACAUCGAGUUCUCAACAACCCAGAGCCCUGA